Messenger RNA from Schistosoma intercalatum, 1593 nucleotides. The record is from the annotation of a GenBank genome assembly. Lineage: Eukaryota; Metazoa; Platyhelminthes; Trematoda; Strigeidida; Schistosomatidae.
UGCCGCUAUUUCAUAAGAGGGUUAUACAAAGUACUUUGUUACAUGCCUAGGCAUUGCUUUAUUAAAACCGUCUAAAUGGCAGACAACCAGGAUGAUAUAUUCGUCAUAGAUAAAUGCGGUUCAUCAUUGUAAUUCUCUUAAUAAUGCUGGUAAAUAUUGUCUAGGGAUGACAAACAACCCGAUAUUACCUAUGAUUUUACGGAGUUAGAAGAGGAGUCUCUUACUACCAGCGCCCAGAACCAUAGGAGCCGAAAGCCUGUUUAUGGAAAGCGUUAUCACGAAGCGGACUUUGACAAUAAGUUUAGACCUGGAAGGAUAUCACGAGAACUACGAAAGGCACUAAAUCUGAGUAGUCAUGAUAUUCCAAUCCACAUUUAUCGUAUGAGAACAUUGGGGUAUCCUCCUGGCUGGCUGAAAAAAGCUGCUGUUGGUGGCUGUUUGCUGAUGUUUGAUUCAGACAACUCGGACAGCUUAGCAUCUGAACGUAAAGUGUCGUACAACAGAAACGCUCUUAUUGGUUAUCCUGGAUUCAAUGUCGAGUUGGAUCGUUCUGUUAGGGAUGAUUAUUUAUAUUUAAAAUGUCCGCCGAUGCAAAAACAUCAUAUGCUGGAUAAUUUCUAUGCUUCCUUGUCUUGUGAAUCGUCUAAGAAAUUCAGUAUUACAAGUACAAAUGGUAACCACUCACCCUGUGGCAAAAAGAAAACAGUUGAUACUGUUAUAACACUUUUCGAUUCGGAGUCUGGUGAAACUAAUUCGAACAGCUCACAAACAGAAGAGACUCCAGAUGAAGUUGAAGAACUUCAUUCAAAUCCAGAUGUUUUGAUCGUUCAUGAGCCUGAACAAGGAACACCCACACCACUCUGUCCCCUCACUACUAAAAAUGAUUCUGCUAAUGAAAUUACUGACCAGUCUUCAUUUUUAUCACCACAACCACCUAAACGUCCUACUUUGGAAGCUUUCAGUAUGGGUAUACAACCUUAUAGGCCAUUUGAAAAUCUUCCUGGUGUACAUGGUGGUUAUCAACGUGUACUCAACUCACUCAAGAAUUCACGUGAGUCUUUAGCAUCUCAUAAUAAUGUAUCAGAUUCAAAAAAUAUACAAGAUAAUGAUUAUCAGUCGUCAUCAGCUCGACUGAGUCGUCACAAUGGCAAUCACUCCUCUUUUAAAAGUAAUCGAUAUUAAAAAGAAUAUAUACCGUUCACUUUUGAGUUGCAUUUUAUAUUCUUCAGUGUUUAAAAAUUGAAAGAUGUAUAUAUGUGUAAAUUAUUCAACUCACAGCACUCACUCUAUAUAUACAUGUCCAUUGAUAUCUCUGACUUUGAUUUUAUUCAUUUUUCUGUAAAUUAAUAAAUUCACCUAAUUGUUAAUAUCUAUUUGAAAGUGUCAUGCAUGUCCAUUGUUAUUAAACAUUUGAGUAUCAUCUUCCAGUCUUCUAUCUUAUAUAUUUGUCAUUAAAAUUUGAAUACGACUGGUAUGUUAUUAUUGAUGCAUAUACUUUUUACAGAGAAAAAAAUCGGAAACUCAUUCAUAAAAGAUUUGACCGCUGGAUACAUUUACACAUCUGUUUAAAAAAAUGAAAAACUUUUAUUCUCA